Scatophagus argus is the source of this 2062-nucleotide messenger RNA. RefSeq names its product V-set and Ig domain-containing protein. Gene Ontology annotation, cellular component: plasma membrane. The coding region runs from base 587 to 1477 and encodes 296 amino acids. NCBI's taxonomy places the organism in Eukaryota, Metazoa, Chordata, Actinopteri, Scatophagidae. Gene Ontology annotation, biological process: regulation of bone resorption; regulation of actin cytoskeleton organization; regulation of osteoclast development. The transcript is spliced from 3 exons. The record is from RefSeq and is a predicted model, not a curated record.
GCAGCAGUAAUAAUACCAGAAGUAUUGGAACUGUAGAUAAUGACAAUGAAGCAUACAGGAGGUACUACAGUGAUUAUGAAAGCAGUAUUAGUAAUAGUAAAAAUGGGAGCAUCUGCAGCAGAGUAGCAGAGUAGUAAUAGAAUUAAAAUAGAUUAUGACUAAACAGUUGUAAUCGCAGUAAGUUUCGAGUAGGACCGCAGCAGGACGUUCAACCACGAUCCAUGAGAACCUGCGAGACCAGAAAGCACAAGGACUCCAGGAAAGAAGUUGGGUUAGUGAUAUGCAUAAAUGGGACAUAAAUGUGUGCAGAAGGAGAGCUCAGUGCAUCAAGAGAGAUCCACCAGUCUCAGCACACUGGUUACCUGCUGGCAUUAUUUUUAUUGGUCCUCUGUUGAGUUUGGAGAAUCUUGUCAUGGUUUCACAUUUCACACCAACACAGCAUCUGGUUCUUCACCCUGCCGGAGUGAUUCUACUGGAGGCAGACAAACUGAUUUCCUCACAAAAAUAGAAGUGAGGGAAGUAGAGGCAGAAGUGCAGAGACACUGAGUCACAUGAAUCACACACACACUUGUCCUACCUGGUUGUGAUGUUUUUCAGUCUCAUUAUGGACAUCCAGCUGGUCUGCAGCACUUUGAGUUUGCUGUUACCUGCUAUAGGAGCGGCCCUCAGCUCCUCAGAUGAUGGGUGGUCUGUGAAGGUGCAGUCGGAGGUCCGAGCCAUUGAUGGCUACCCAGUGGUGCUGCCCUGCUCCUUCAGCCACCCGCAGCACUCCCAGCACUCCUCCUUGCAGGUGCUGUGGCGCCUGGGCCAUGGCCAGGGUGCCACUGUCCUGUACCGCUGCACCAGCAGACCUGGGGCCCCCACCUGUGAGUCGGGGCCCCAGCAGGACCAGCGCUACCGGCUGGAGGGAAACCCAAGGGAGCACGACCUGUCGCUGCGGAUCAACAGUGCCACCCUGCAGGACAGCGGACGAUACUACUGCAGAGUGGAGGUUCAGGGACGAGAACGCAUCAGCUUCGAGGACAAGAUGGGAACCAGACUGAGAGUGGAGGCUCCUCCAAAGAUCCUGGCUUUGUCAGUGGAGGGCACUGAGCAGUCUGGGUUCAGAGCCAUGUGUAGGGUCCAGGGCUCCCCACUGCCAGACGUCCAAUGGCUCGGUCCAGAUGACCUGCUGGAGGGUUCACCGGUAGGUCCUCUAGUUCAGGGCUCCACCACUCACUACCACACUGUGAGCCAGCUGACAGAUGUGGAACCAGGCCAACAGUACACCUGCAGCGCCUCCAACCCACUGGGCAAAGAGCAGGCCACCCUGUAUGUCGUGGCCCCCCGAGCCCGGCUGUCUGUGACCGGAGCCUCGCCUCCUCUCCUGCUUCUCCUGUCAGUGUCUCUGGGAGUAAAGGUCCUCCUGCUGGUGGGGACAGGAGUGUGGAUGGUGCAGGGAGGAGCUCUGCAGGGAGUAGGCUGCUGCUGGAAAUAACCUGCUCUAAAAUCACUUAAUGGAUGUGCCGAAACACUGAAUUUCAGGUGUCACUUUGAUGACAUUUAAUAUACAGUUAAUAGAACAAAGUAAUGUACUUGUACUCAUAUUUAGGCUUUUAUUAAUUUAUUAACAAUUAGAAACGUGGACACCAUCUGAAGGCUGCUGUGUGAAUGGAUACUGAACAUGCUGAUGAAAACCACAUUAUUAUAAACCAUUACUUAAAUGUUUCAUAUGAUUAGCAAAUGCUAAAUGAAAUGUAAUUUCAUUUUAAUUAUUAAUAAUAAUUAAUUAAUUAUCUGUUUUAUGUCAAUGUAAGAUUGGAAUUAUAAUGGUUGUGAAGAUGGUUGUUACCAUCUUCACUUGACCUGAAGCCUGUUUCUUUACUCUUGUGAUGACAGCCAAUAAAAUCCUGACAAAUAUUUUUUAAGUCUUAACUGUUUGAGAACAAAUCCUGUCUUUGUUUGAUGUAAUGUGUCAUAAACACUUAUAUAAUUUAAUAGUUUUAUGUAGUUUGUUCUUGAGCCCAUUCAAUUAUUUUGCAUUUAAUGUUUCCUCGGAAGAAAUUUAUAUAAUGAGUCAUUA